Tricharina praecox is the source of this 1383-nucleotide messenger RNA. Its product is annotated as putative NADH-ubiquinone oxidoreductase 39 kDa subunit. The record is from RefSeq and is a predicted model, not a curated record. Gene Ontology annotation, molecular function: protein-containing complex binding. Bases 98 to 1255 code for a protein of 385 amino acids. NCBI's taxonomy places the organism in Eukaryota, Fungi, Ascomycota, Pezizomycetes, Pezizales, Pyronemataceae. Gene Ontology annotation, cellular component: mitochondrion. The transcript is spliced from 8 exons.
ACCAUCCCAGUCAAAGGCCCUCCAGCUCUCCACUCUUUCCUCAACGUCCAUACACACCCCACGUCUCCGUACGCCCUCAGUGCCUCACGUCGCCAAAAUGCAGAGGUGCUGUUCGUCUGUUCUGCCGCGAUUGGCAGCACCCGCGAAAGCUGCUGCCACCGCCGCCGGCGCCGCCCCCGCCCCCGCGCGCAGGUUCAUACACGAUAUCGCUAUCACCCGGACAGGAAAACCUAUCAUCAGGGUUCCCGGAGGUGGAAGGUCAUCGCUUGGAGGGCACACCGUCACCGUCUUUGGCGCCACCGGUUUCUUGGGCAGAUACAUUGUCAACAGACUUGCUCGAGUCGGAUGUACCGUUGUCAUACCUUACCGCGAGGAAAUCACCAAGCGGCAUCUCAAGGUCGCUGGUGACUUGGGCAAAGUCAUCAUGAUUGAGUACGAUCUGCGAAACACAAACUCUAUCGAAGAGAGCGUGCGGCACUCGGAUAUCGUGUUCAACCUCGUUGGACGCGAUUACACCACUAAGAACUUCUCCUACGAAGAUGUCCACAUUGAGGGAACCCAGAGAAUCGCCGAGGCCGUUGCCAAAUACGACGUUGACAGGUACAUCCAUGUCUCCUCCUACAACGCCGAUGUCAACUCGCCCUCGAAGUACUUCGCUACCAAGGGACAAGGAGAGAUCGAGGCCCGCAAUAUCUUCCCCGAGACCACCAUCGUCCGGCCCUCCCCGAUGUUCGGUCACGAGGACAGACUCCUCCACCCCAUUGCCCGGGGCACUGACUUCAUCAGUGCCAACUCGUGGAAGCAAAAGUCCAGACCCGUGCAUGUGAUUGAUGUUGGUCGUGCUCUCGAGAUCAUGGCUUACGAUGACUCCACCGCUGGUCAAACGUUCGAGCUCUUCGGAUCUCGUGAGUAUGCCAAGCACCAGAUUGCCCAUCUCAUCUACCGCAUGAUUUUGAAGGAGCGAAGGCGCAUUAACCUUCCCAAGCCCGUCGCGAAGGCCGCAGCCACAGUAUUGAACAAAAUCUGGUGGCCUACAUACGACCCCGAUGAGAUUGAGAGGGAGUUCAUCGACCAGAAAAUCGAUAGGACUGCUAAGACUUUCGCUGAUCUCGGAAUCACGGCGAGCGAAUUGGACGACAUGGCGUACCAGUACGUCAGAGACUACCGCUCCAACGCGUACUAUGACAUGCCGGCCAUGACGGCGAAAGAGAAGAGGGAAGAGAGGAAGUACAUGCACAUUACCGAGGACAUGUAAAUCUGCUUUACAAAUACUCUUGCCAAACCCUCAUAGAUGUAUAUACCUCUUCACAUUAGUUUUUCGCCAUUGCUGUAUGCGCAUGGGCUGUUGUGGUCGCCGCUGUCACUUCUUCGUGUGCCUCGGCU